This is a messenger RNA of Solanum verrucosum, 739 nucleotides long. RefSeq lists its product as uncharacterized. The record is from RefSeq and is a predicted model, not a curated record. The transcript has a single exon. Lineage: Eukaryota; Viridiplantae; Streptophyta; Magnoliopsida; Solanales; Solanaceae. Bases 47 to 739 code for a protein of 230 amino acids.
AUCUUCUUCUCAAACCAUUUAAUUUCCACUCAAAAUCUUAAAUUGAAUGUCAAAUUUCAACUUAGGAAAAAAGCUUAUUCUACCAACUAAAAAAACAUGGAAAAGCUUCACCAACAAAUUACAAUCAAGAUUACACAAACUCAACCUUUCAAAAGCUUACAAAAGUUCCAAAAACCUUUGUAUUAGAGCUUACAACUACAUUUCCCCUAUUAUUACUCGAAAAUUCUACUCGUUGAUCCAUCGUUCUUCAUCACCACCACGUACUCAUCGUAAAUUUUACCAUAAUUACUACCAAUACCAACAAUGUCAUAAAAAUACUUCACCUAUAUAUGUGGACCAACUUUUCCCCGAACCUAUACUGAAACAACCAGCAUGUCAAAAUCAUAACGUUAAGAUAUCUGCACCUCAGACGGAAGAAUUCGUUGCUUCGAGUAGUGGUGGUAAUGUUAAUUGUAGAAACAAAUUGGAUCAAGAAGAGAAAGAGGUUAUUAUGAAGGGUAUUGAGGUAAAUAUUGCAUUGAAAAAAGGUAAGGCAAUUAUUGAGAGUAGUUGUAUUAGUAAUUAUAGAACAAGUGAUAAUAUUAAUAUUAUUGAUGAAUGGAGAACUCCUUCAAUGCCACAUAUAAAUGGAGUGGAUAAAAGAGCUGAAGAAUUUAUAUCUAAGGUUCGUGAAGAUAUGGAGCUUGAAAGACAACAAUCAAUUCUUGAUUUUCAAGAAAUGUUGGCUAGAGGUGUUUAA